Messenger RNA from Callithrix jacchus (white-tufted-ear marmoset), 2054 nucleotides. RefSeq names its product sulfotransferase 1C1. Lineage: Eukaryota; Metazoa; Chordata; Mammalia; Primates; Cebidae. Gene Ontology annotation, molecular function: sulfotransferase activity. The record is from RefSeq and is a predicted model, not a curated record.
UCCUAUAUCAAGGGAAGGAAGGGGAAGGAUUAAUGCAAGAACCUCCUCACAGGCCUUCCUCUGUAUGUCAGGGCUUCAGAACUCAUGAAAAAUUCUGGAGGAAGAGACUAAAGGAAGCAAAGACAUCAAGAGUCCACAAACAGAAAGUAAAGAUCGAGGUCUUGAAAAACCACUUUCUCUUGGAAUCUUCAGCUGUACAGUUCUCCCAAUAAGAUGUCCUUGGAGAAGAUGAAAGAGCUUCAUCUGGAGGAAAAUUAUCUACACCCAGAAACUAAAGAAGUGAAUGGAAUCCUCAUGACCAAAAUGAUUAGUGAUAAUUGGGACAAAAUCUGGAAUUUCCAAGCAAAACCUGAUGAUCUCCUCAUUGCAACCUAUGCAAAGGCAGGCACAACCUGGACACAGGAGAUUGUGGACAUGAUCCAAAAUGAUGGGGAUGUGCAGAAGUGCCAGAGGGCCAACACCUUUGAUCGCCAUCCUUUCAUUGAGUGGACACUGCCCUCACCUCUCAACUCAGGUCUGGAUCUGGCUAACAAAAUGCCUUCUCCUAGAACUCUGAAAACUCAUCUGCCUGUUCAGAUGCUACCACCUUCCUUCUGGAAAGAAAAUUCAAAGAUUAUCUAUGUGGCUAGAAAUGCCAAGGACUGUCUGGUCUCCUACUACCAUUUCUCAAGAAUGAAUAAAAUGUUGCCUGACCCUGGUACAUGGGAAGAAUAUGUUGAGACAUUCAAAGCUGGAAAAGUGCUGUGGGGUUCCUGGUAUGACCACGUAAAGGGAUGGUGGGAUGCAAAAGACCAGCACCACAUUCUCUACCUCUUCUACGAGGACAUGAAGGAGGACCCAAAGCGGGAAACUGAGAAGAUACUGACGUUCCUGGAGAAAGAUGUAUCAGAGGAAGUUCUGAAUAAAAUCAUCUAUCACACCUCCUUUGAUGUAAUGAAGCAAAACCCAAUGGCCAACUAUACCACUUUGCCCACCAGCAUCAUGGACCACUCCAUCUCCCCUUUUAUGAGGAAAGGGCUGCCUGGAGACUGGAAGAACUAUUUUACUGUGGCUCAAAAUGAAGAAUUUGACAAAGACUACCAGAAGAAGAUGGCAGGAAGCACCCUAACCUUUCGCACAGAGAUCUGAGAGCAGUCAGGGAGUCUGCCCUGGACUUUCUUGCCAGAUUUUUGCCAUCUGAGCCUCAUGAUCAAGGACACCUAAAACAAAGACACACUUCCUCCAGUCUGGAGCUGUUACACACUAGCUAUAGACCCUAUGCCACUAUGAUAAUACUUCACCAAAAUGUAACCAAAUCCUAGGUAGUUUUUAAUUAAGAUACAUGAUCCCUCAUGUAGACACCAACCACAUAAUGUACUCACCUGUCCUAAGGCAAAAUAAAGACAACUUAGUUCCAUCACUAGUUUACAAUAGUAAAGUAAAUAAAGAGAUACAUAAAAGUGUAAUUUCAACAUAAGAGAAAGUGAACAAGAGAAGAAGGAGGAUGAGAAGUGAGCACUAGGGAGAAUGUGAGGGGAACUGGUUUUUAUUUUUAAAGUUCAGGAAUGAGAAGCAGAGGAUAGUCCUCUCUUGAAGAUAUCAGAUUAGGACCUGCAGAGGAUGGCAUGAAGGAUGGAAUGCUGUGAGCUGGGUCUGACUCAGGUGGCUUCAGGCUGAAAUGGUCCCAAAACCAAAGAGAAAGGCCACAGGAGAGGAAUUAGGAAUGCAAGAUGAGCAAGAAACUCAGCUUGGUUCUGUGGCCAACACAAGGCUGGAAAGCAGAGAAAGAUUUUGUCUUUCAGAUGGACUUCUGAGAGAGAGGGAGGGAGUGGGGAGGGGAGACAGAGAGAGAGAGAGAGAGAGAGAGAGACUGAGUCUUCAGUGAGCUCAAAGAAAAAAUAAAAUAUUCAGUAACUGCUGCAAAUUAAGAAAAACAUUCAUGUCUCUGUGGAAAAUCAUUUUUUAUCUUUUUUUAAAAAGGGCUCUUAGCAAAACUGUCAGCAUUGCCAAGUUGAUCAGCUACACUUAUGAUUAUAUUCUUUUUCUUCUUAUUAUUAAAACCUAUACCAAGAAAA